AUGAGCAUCGAAAACACUGACUUGAGCACAAUUUUUAUGUGUAACAAAUGCACGAAGAGCUACCGUUUGAAACAUUCUUUAACCAGGCACAUGAAGUUCGAAUGCGGAAAGGAACCAAAAUAUACAUGUGAUUUAUGCCCCAGGAAAUUUAAACACAAGUACGAUUUAAAUGUUCAUAUCAAGGGAAAACAUAUCGGCAUCAAAAAGAGGUCCGGAGAUUUGCCUCAAAAAAUUCUGGCCAAGUUGUUGGCACUGGAAACAAAUAUGGCAAUUUUAUUGGGUCAAAAAAGCCUUAAUAAUGAAAUUUACCAACCAGAAAAAACACUACAGUCAGAAAUUAAAAUAAUGAAUACCACUGAUGAUCUUAAGGAAUUCGAUUUAAAACUUAAUAAUAAGGGGUAUUUUAAAACCAUGUUAAUAAAUUUAAGCUUAAUCGGAGGAAACAGUUUAAAUGAAACAAUAAGAAAUGUAAUGAAAAGGCUGCUGGCUCAUCGAUUACAGUUACAAUGUAACUGGACUGGAAAAUUGGGAAAACAUAAUUUUUCAUCUCAUAAAAAUUUAAAUAACUUAAUUGUUGAAACUGUAAGGCUCAAAUAUAAGGAAUCCACUGUGGUUGAAAUUGAAAAUACCAUUAAGACUUGGUUGAGGGGUGCUUUUGACAGAGGUGGUGGCCGCCAAAAAAGAGCCAAGGCAAAUUAAAUCUCUAGUUUUUAGAAAUAACUUUAAGUUUGUGGAAAUUUUAAAUAUACAUGCAUUAUA
Brassicogethes aeneus is the source of this 759-nucleotide messenger RNA. Lineage: Eukaryota; Metazoa; Arthropoda; Insecta; Coleoptera; Nitidulidae. The record is from the annotation of a GenBank genome assembly.